Molecule: messenger RNA, 2661 nt
Organism: Diaporthe amygdali
Lineage: Eukaryota; Fungi; Ascomycota; Sordariomycetes; Diaporthales; Diaporthaceae
Product: telomere silencing protein
Exons: 3
Coding region: 1-2661 (886 amino acids)
Biological process (GO): positive regulation of G2/M transition of mitotic cell cycle; establishment of cell polarity
Cellular component (GO): cell septum; cytoplasm
Source: RefSeq, a predicted model, not a curated record
AUGACCUCAUCUAGGCCCCGCGAAGUUGGCGCCAGCUUUGCACAGCGACGUGGCCAUGCCAAUACGCUUUCGAUAUCUGACCCGAGCCAUCACGUUACCGAGGCGAUAGGCACCCUAUACGGCUCCGACGAUGACUCCGACGUCGAGACCCGGGAUCACCGCAAGAGUCGCCCGCUGAGCUUCCUUGGGUAUGGAGACGAGCAGCUGCCGGGUGCCGCCAAGAAUCCGGGCGAUGCCCAGGACUCGAGACAGCCACUCCAACGAUCGAUCUCGGACAACACGCACGGGGGUUCCCACGAUGGAGGCCCAACACCAACCCUGUCUCAGCUCAAAAUGCCUAUACAACAACGAAGUCCACCGCACGAGAACGGGCCCACGUCGCCGGGUGGUUCCAUGGGUCCCAUGUCGCCGACGCCAUCUCUACGGGACAUGCAGGCCGCAGAGUCUUCCAUGCCCAUGACCAACAUCGAUAAUCCCAACGACAUCGCCCAGGAGCUCAGCAACCUGCAGGCGUUGCGCCGCAUGUCUAUGGAUGUUGGACACUCAAGUGACCCCGACCUCAUGCCAUUCCAAGGCAUAGUUCCCAUCCCUGCAAUAGCACCCUCUGGUGACGAUGACGAGGCCGAUCCCUCAAGGCUGCUUUGGGUUCCAGCCAAUGUACACCCCGAGCUGGCGCCAGACCAGUUCAAGAAUUUCUUGGAGAGGAGAGUUAACUCCAUGAAAAGAAGAUCUGGUGAAUCGAUGCUGGCAGGAGGAGAUGGCUUGCAACGGAGUAACUCGUCCGGCUUGAGGCGGACUAAGUCCAAGCUGUCCAGGCAGAUUGAUAAUUCUGGCGGCCGUGGAGGCGAGGGUUAUGUGGAUGGUUCUGAAAGGCUGGUACGGCAAAGAUCAACCGACCGCUAUGCUACACCAGAGCUGAGCCUCGACGAGCUGGUCAGCGACCCUGCGGCAGCUGUGCAGAAACUGGCACAAGACGCAGCCGAGGGCACCGGACCCGGUGACAUGCCCAUCUUACCGGUUGCGCCGGGGAUGGGAUUGCGGCGCUCGACCCGGACACAGUAUCGGAAAAGCGGCAGUAUGCGCAGUGAUCGUGCUCCUUUCUCAAAACGCAUAGCCCACAGACAGGCAGACAGCCAGGACGAAGCUUUGCCGCCGAUGCCCAAAGCCGAUGCACCCCCUGGCCAUGGCCUCUCGAGAGUGCAGUCCGAGCCUCCGAGGGCAGAGAAUUUCUCAAGACCCCAAAGAUCUGUCAAGAGACAGCAAGGUUUUACACGGGAAGCAGCGUCGCCGAUCGAACCCCCGACAGAGCAACCUUUCGACGACGACUCGCGUCAAGCUCAUGGCCGAAGCUUUUCCGACCCGUCAGAGGUGCCAGAGAUAGUCGAGACUCCGCCCCCGGCGGAGCAGCCAGAAUUGUCAAGCCAGUUCCCCGAGAGAUCCUCUUCGCAACACAAGGCCCAACUUUCUCAGGAGCAGCCACCGUCACCACAACAGUAUCAUCCUCAGGAUAGGGUUGGAGAGCCUCAGACGAGUCGUGCCAACAGACAAGCACCACCCGGCCGGCAGGCGAAGGCGCCUAUCUCUCUUGACAACGUACCCGGGCCUACCCAGACGAUGAACGAUAUUGCAAACCAUCCUUCUGCGAUUCCCGGAGCUAGUGGAACCCGGACUGACAAUCUCACUUUCAUACCGACCUUUACCGAUUCUGAAAAGAAGAAGAAUAAGGACAGCGAUAGCGAAUCGACCAAGUCAAGUAAGGGCUGGAAAUGGUUCAAGAGCGAAGAUAAGCAGAGAAAGGAGAAAGAAAAGGAACGGGAGGAACAGGCGAAGAAGUCCAAGGCCAAAGCAGCCGAGAAGCCACACGAAAAUGCUCGACUGGAUGUUCUUCAAAGCUCGAUCGAGAACGUGGUCACCAAGGGCCGAGAAAGUCUGCUCCUGGACCGGGAUACCAUUGACAACAAACUCCAAGAAGAGCGCAAGAAGGAAAGCAGCCGCAAGUCAUCCGACGGAAGGAAGGACAAGGAUGGAUUCUUUGGAUCCAUCUUUGGAGGCAAGAAGAAGUCUGACAAGGACGCUCCCAGCAAAAAGCACCAGCAGCGCGCACUUUCACCCGAACCACCCCCAAGAGUGCUUAAGCCCGACGUUGACUACCCCUACACGCGAUUUCCCAUACUCGAGGAGCGAGCUAUCUACCGCAUGGCGCACAUCAAACUUGCUAACCCCAAGCGAAAUCUACUCUCCCAGGUCCUGCUCAGCAACUUCAUGUAUUCUUAUCUGGCCAAGAUCCAGGCUAUGCACCCUCAGAUCCAAGUGCCUGCGUCGCCGCAGCAAAAGCGCCAGGAGGAGGAGAGGCGACGCAAGGAGGAGGAGGCGCAGCAGCAGGCGUACCUGGAGCAGCAGAUGUCGCAGCAAUCGGCCCAGAACAGCAUCGACCAAUACAACUUUGAGUACCAUAGGUCUUCCAACCAGUAUGGAGACUCAGAGAACGAUUACGUCGAUGAAAACCACGACCCGUACGAGUACGAUCAGGGUCGGGGCCAAGGCUAUGAUGGCCAGGACCAGAAUGGUGGUUAUGGGUAUGGGCACGAUGCUUAUGGGCAGCAGCAGUAUUACGAUGGACACGACCCGCAACGGCGCCAGGACGACAACGACAUGUGGUGA